CAACAGCAAAACGGCCUCGAACUUGAACGCAUUCGGGAUGUAAAUAAAAACAGUUUGCAGUUUGGUGAAAAAUCGAUAUUGAAACUUACCUGAAAAUGGGUUCGGAAAGUGUUUACGAACUAAUUGGCAGCCUAAUGCACGCGAUUGGCCGUGAAUCUGCCCGCAAGCCAUCGGAUGUCAUCACGAAAAAAUGCAAAUCGUUAGCAUUUGGGAUUUUGCUGGGGAAGCGUUCCGCCACCGCCCCAGCGAACGAACGGGAUAACGAAAGCAUCCGCUUGGCGCGGCAGAUGAUAAUGGAGGAACCGAUCGAAAUGUUGCAUUGCCAUCUGUUUGAGAUGCAACUGCGAGCUACGUACCAGUUCCAGAAGCGGCGCUGCGAGAGGUUCGAUAAGUUAUUGGAUCAGCUGGAUCUCGGUCGCCAGGGUGGAUCGGAGGCAGUGUUCGAGGGGAAGGAUAAGCAAAUUUUGCAGUUUCUGCUGCUACUGCGGGAUUCCGUUCCGGAUGGGAGGGAGCUCGGUGAGAGGGAAUCCCUGACGGGGGACUGGAUGCCGUCGACGCAUUUGGGUCCGUAUCCUAUCUUCCAGCAUGGAGACUUUCAGGCUGAUGCUGCAAAGUUGAAUGCUUAUUACAAGGAGCGAACUACAAAUCCAUACUGUUUGAAAAAGUCGGAUCAGGUUUUCUGGGAGGAUGUUACUGAUUUGCAGAAGAUCACAAAUGGUGCUAAGAAGGGAAAGCUUGUUCCGCAAAUCGAGAGUACUUAUAUAAGUGAUCCGAUGGCUGAAUUAGUUAGUUAUCAAGGACCCUUCCGAUACAAUAUGAUGAAGGGAGUUGUGGAUGAGGAUGAACAACUGUUAACUAGUUUUGAGAUUAUACCGGGAGAUAUGGUUGAACCGGUGAGCGUCGUGGAAAGUCCCCGAGAACAAAUCUUCAAUUUCAAUUGGGAAAAUCUUGGUAAUCGAUACGUUCCUGUGGAACAAUCAUUUGCGUCGGAAUGCAACGCAGCACUGCAUCUGAAUGCACUGGAAGUCGGUUCUUUGAAAAAGCAGUCAGAAAUCAGAGUGGUGAGAAAUGGAGACUUUUUGAGAGAUGUUAAAUCACUACUGACAGGAAUCAGUUCAAGAUGUUUCCAAUAUGAUGAUAGCAAUCGGUUUCUAAUGGUUGCUAAUUUUACGGUGGGCACAGUUUCACCCAUCACUAUGAAACAACUCGUGGAUCAGUUUGUACAAUUGGGAACCUGUUUUAGACGGCUGCAAAAGAUGACUAAGAAAAACCCUUACAAUCAUGCAAUGCUUCUCGAGGGUUUCGUUUUUAAAGCAUUUUGCGAUAGCGUCGAAAAAAUUCUUAGUUGCUUUCGAAUAGUUGUAAACAGCUAUGAAGGUUGCUCAUUGCUACAGUUGCAGCGACAAAUAGAACCUUCGAGGAAACAGCUUUUGGCAUUGGCCAAGUUUUGCGGUAUUCAUCCCGAUCACGAAAGUGUUAAAGAUUUCCCCAUUGGUUCGGUAUUUCUGGACUAUUUGUACAAGGAGAUAAUUCACAUCACCAGCAUCGAUGUUUCCUGCUUCCUGCUGCAUAUUUUGAAACACUGCUGCUACGCUUAUUUCCUGCUCUUUCAGCAGUGGCUUUUCGGCGGUCAACUCCGAGAUCCCAGCGGGGAGCUUUUUAUCUACUUCGUAAAUCACUAUCGCCCAAAGACGAAGCACUUUUUCGACAAGGCUUUCCUCAUCCAACGGCAAGCGGUUCCGGGUUUCCUCAAGGGGUACGAGGAAGAUGUGCUGCUUUGUGGGAAGUAUACGAUGCUAUUGAAAGCCUUUCGACCGACGCACCCGAUUUUUUCGCUGAAAAUCCCGAAACUAGAAGUAUGUCUCUCGUAUAGCUCUGUGGAUCAGUUGAAGACUCGCUGGCUACAGCACGCAGUCGGUUGGUCUAUCCUCCUACCAACCGCUUCGGAACGUGCUCAAACCUUAACGUCGCUUCUUCCGGCUGGUCAUGAUACCACCACUACUAGCAACAGUUCCGGCCAUCGCUUCAUGACUGAUCUCUUGGUAGGCUCGCUGAUGGCAGAAGGUGGCCUCCAGACAGCACUAAACCAGGCUAUCAAUGCUCAACGCACGCAAGACUGUAGUUCCACCGGUACUCACCUAUCCCUCCUGCAUUUACUGAAGCAACUACUACGCAACAAUUCCAGCCUAACUCAAGCACGACUCGGUCAGUUGAUGCUCGGGCCAUAUCUCAAGACUGAGGAAGGAUUUUCUUCCCCGGAACCACCCUCGCCUAGUCUCGAUCUGCUGCACAAAUUUCAACGGCUUCUCCUGUCCUACAUUCAUCAGUCAAAGACAGACGAUCUCAGCGGAGCCGAAGCUCUCCUCGAUACCUAUAUUCAGCAGGUGGUUGGCGCUUGUGUAACCACAUUGUACAAAGCUCACGAAACCAUUCUCCAGGGCAAAGAAGGUGUAGCUGAAAUAUUGAAAAAUGACAUCUCCGAUGCCCUUCUGUACGAACUGCUUAUCGGUUUGGUGCUCAUCCAGAAGGAUAAAUCACUCUUCCUACCAUCGUUUGAUUGGAACAAACAUUUCAUACCACUACUUCAUGCAUUAGACAACUUUAAUCGGCUGACGCACGAAGGUGAAAUCCAUGACUCCGAUGACAUGGGUUGGCCGGGAAUAAUUUGCCGCGGAACAGCUAAAGCUGCGCCUGUCCAAGAGGAAACCCUCCUAGUUCGUCGUAGCGACAUAGACAACCACGUCAGCGACGGCGGAAAUUGGGUUAUUAUCAAUGGAAACGUAUACGACGUCUCAGACUAUCAUGCGGAGAACCCAGCAACGCAAGAGAUUCUCAGCGCUAGCGCAGGCAAAGACAUUUCACUUGAAAUUAGUAAUCCUCAACAUAGAACAGCUUUUGAGUUUAUAACUUCGUUCCUUCGAAUCGGACGGUUCGCUGUGAAUGAAAUUUGUGACAAAGAAAGUCCCCGUCAAAUGACCACGCUUACUCACUUCCACUCAGAGUGCAUGUUGGCAUAUCUGCUCGGUUUGCGAUGUAAUAUUUUGCAGGCAGGAUCGCCUCUGCAACCUGCCGAGAUACAGUGUAAAAACCUUCUAAAUUCAACCAUUCUUAGCGGAGGGCUUCAAGUGCUCCAGCCGAGCAAUCCGUUCGACGAGGAAAAGGGUGAGGCACGAAGCAGCGGAUCUACAGCUGGAAGUACCCCAACCGACGCCUCCAGUCAAAUUCCGAUUGCAGACGUUCCACAGAUGGCCAACUGGCCGUCGGUUUUAAUAUCUCACCGGGUGGAAAAUAUGCUGUCCAAUCUAGGAGAGGCAAAGCUUACCGAUCCAUUAGUUGCCUCGUGGAUAGUCAUUUGCGAACGAUAUUGUAAGGAAAAUCAUCUAAUUUGGCACCAGGAGUUCCCCCCGGAGCAUCCUGUGAUGGAGUUGGAAAGAUUGCUAAUGUCGGUGCUAAUCCGGCACCAGAACCUGGGACCCCUUGCGCUGGCCGUUGUUGAUAGAGAACUCAGCGGCAACUGCUCGAAACCACCGGCUCCAAUCGUCAACAUCAUCAAGAUUGUCCACCAGACCAAGUGGGGCAUCGUCAAAAUGCGCCAGCAACUGAACCGUAGCUAUAAGGAAGUGUGCGCCCCAAUGAUCGACAAGUGUCGCUUUCUGCUGUACGAAAUUCGACCGGCUAUCAGUCUGGAACAGCACGGUCUCACCAAUUUGCACAUCCUUCACAAACUACCCCGCUUUAAAGCUCUAGUUUAUCGGAUCAUUGCCGAUAUGCGUGCCGCGAAGAAACAGCUAGUUUCCGCUAAGCCGGAGGACAUCCUGAACGUCACUAUUCAGAGUCAGUUCACAUCGUCGAUCACGAAAAUCCAAUCGCAAGAGAAUCUCAGCUGUAAGCAUCUCUCGACCGAAAAUCUAGUCCACGAAAGUUUAAUCAAAGUAGAAAGUCUGGAAAACUUGAACGCCACGCCGCGAGAUCGAUCUGCAUCUCCGGUAGUACUAGCCGUGCAGAAGCAUGCCGCUUCCGAUGAGAAUCUACUGAGUGUGACCAGUGUAGAGAAUGUGCCAGUAAAUUGUAAUACCGGUGCGGGCGGCGGAGAUGCCGUUGAAAAGAAGAUCCCCAUCACGAGUGAUGAAAUUAAAACGCCCACCAAUGAACUGAUCGACUACAACAACUCGAAGAUGAAGAAUCCGGAUGGUGGCGAUGAGUUCAUCAAUAACGUGAUUGCCAGUUUGAGUGAAAAGUGUCUGAUCGAGUCAUACCCGGCGGAGUUCAAAAAUGGGGUCAGUCAGCAAAUUGUGGAUUUUAUUCUGUAUGAUUUGUGCGAUGUCGAAACGCUGCGACGGGCAAUGUACUGCCAGAUUCAGCGAUAUCAGAUCCGGAAGCAAGGGUUGGAGAUGUUUUACGAGUUGCUGAAAAUCGUUGGGUUGUUUGAUGCGGCACAGUAUAACCUGUUCAACGGGUAUUUGGGAUUGCAUGUACCGAAGGGAACUGCACAGAAUGAGGAACACAUUUUGGAGAAUCUUAAUAUGAUAACAGCGUUUCAGAAGGCCGAUAUUCUGAUUUCUCAGGCGAAAAUUAUCGAAUGGACAGUAGCAGAGUUGCAAAAAUAUGUAAAUCAGGAAAAGAUCAAUGGUAGGCACCGAAACCAUGGUGAAAAGGACAACUCGAACCUGGGAACGUAUGUGUUUCUUAAAAAACUUCCCAGGGCACGUUUUCUACUCAGUAUUUUUGGAAUCUUGUCCAAAACGUACGAGUCCAACGAGCUAAGCUUGCUGAUAAACUCUGGUAUCUUGGGUAGCAUUAUGGGUCUGUUAAGGCAAACCGGAGCUGAUUUACCGAACACUAGAAACAAUACCGAUAUUUCUGUCAUUUACGAAGAUGUGGUAACAAAUCUUAAGUCGUCGAAGGAAGGACUACCCGGUCCGGAGCUGGCAAAGCUGAUGAAAAUUGGAACUCGAAUUGCUCGUGGAGCUGACUGGAAGUGGGGAGAACAAGACGGUCCCGGAGGAGAAGGAAGAAUCAUUAGCGAAAUUGGAGAAGAUGGAUGGGUCCGCGUCGAAUGGGACAACGGAUCGACGAACUCGUAUCGUAUGGGCAAAGAAGGCCAGUACGAUUUACGCUUGGCGGACAGUGCCCUGAAGGCGCUCUCACCGGACAAGGAUAGCGAGAAGGACGAAUUGGUCGAUCAACACCUUUACAAUGAAUCCCAUCCUACUAAGUUGCUGCGCAAUUUAUGCAUCAAAACACUGCAAAUGAUCUUCGCUUCCGUUGGUAUGCACGCCGAAAGGAUGCAGGAGAACUCCCUGCGAAGUGUAGCUUCGAUGUUUCGUGCUAUCCUGACCAACAGGAUUACCUAUUGUAAUUUUGGGAUGGAACAGUGGACGACACUUGGCUUCCUGAGGGCAAUAUCGUCCUCUAAAGCGUUGUCGAAACACCUAACCUCUCCGGUUUGGAUUGAACUUGCGUUCGACAUUUUAAAUUCACCGAUCACCUGCAAGAAGGAUGUCUACAAAAAAUUGCACUGCUUAAGACUACUACAGUCAACUCUCGUCAAUUGGACCCAGGACGAAGCGGAUCGAGUGGAUGAUAUUAUUCUUAAACUGUUCGAAGUCCUCGGGAGAAUCAGCAUGUACUGUCCCAAUGAUCUAUCGCUAUUAAACAAUUCAGCGGAUAUUAAAUCCAGGGUGCUGUAUAGUGCCUCGCACACGGGCACGAUUGCGGAGGAAAUUAUUGUUCUCGUUCGAAAACUGCACACGCUCCCACUGUGGAAUGAGAACAUUAAUGCGUUCAUUUCACAGAAGCUUUGCCUGGUGGCUGAUGUUUUUCUGGUGCACGAAUUAGAUAUAAAUUUCGAAGGAGAAAAAGCCGCUAUCAUGGGGACUCUCUGCACGAUCGGGGGAUGCGAUUCCAGACCUAGGCUAGGAUUGAACUUAACUCUCGAUGGUGUACGUGGUACUAUCUCUCGAAUGACCAAAAAGGGAAAGGUUGUGAUGAAUGUGCACUCGAUGGCGGAUACCAAAAAGAUUCCAAUAUUCAAAGUUUCCGAAUGCGCGGAUGUGGGAGCGUUCAGUCUGUCGAAGUUGACUAUUAACGAGAUGCUGCUAAACUCGUGGGCUGUUUUGUUCUACGGAAUAGGACAAACUCCGAUGAAUGUGGCUAACAGUAUCAACACACAGCUACUGCUCACGCAACAGAUUAACUUCUCUGCUGUUAAAGCUACCAAAGUUCUAUUUCGCCAACAGAGUCUGUUGAGGAAAAUUUUGCGCCAAAGAUCACCUGGAAUUACUCGUAGUUCCUCGAAGGAGAGUCUGUCAGAUCGGGACGCUAGUCCGGAGGAUGGUAAGAGUCGAAGUGAAUCAAACACCUCAGAGGAGUCUCAAACCUUCACCGAACUGUUGAUUCAGACGGUUCUGAUUAGAGCAACGCAACCAAGUCCUUUGAAAGCUUGUUACUCCUUUCAGGAGAUGGAACUGGCAGCUUUGAAUAUUUCGCAAAUGCUAGCCAAUUUCGUCAACAAUGAACUGAAUGCACCGUCGAACUCAAACAAACGUGCUUUUCCCAUCAGUCAGCCAACGAUGAUUCACGGAGUGCCGAUCUAUAAUAAUGAAUCGGCAGUGGAAGAUGCUCAAACUCCAUCAGGAGCCGAAGCUGCGGUUAGUUUGCCAACGGCUGGUGCGGUGGGCAAUGUUACUGGUGCUCGAGGAACGGCUCGAAGAAGUCCUCCCAGUCCUCUGGUGGCCCAAAUCAUGGAGAUGGGAUUCACACGGAAAUCCGUCGAAACGGCAAUCAAGAGUUUAACACUGCAUACGAAUAUAAAACCAACGGCCGAGCAAGUCGUGCAAUGGAUCCUGGAACAUCCAGAUGUUACGGCUAAUUUGGGAGGAAAAGGCGAUGACAAUGAUGCCCACAGCGACACAGAGAGCGUUAGUUCGGAUACAAUGGAAGGGGGUUCGUCGGUGCAGGAUUCCCAAGCUGUCACAUAUAAAUUGAGAGAGGACUUCAAGUCGACCGAUCAAUACGCAAUGUACGUGCGUGGUUUCAUUUGUCCGGGGAUGUUGGUUCGAUGCUGUCAGGAUUUCGAGGAGAUCCGGAAGGGUCAUAUUGGAACAGUUUUGAAGGUAGAGCCGGAAGGGUUGCAUGAUUUGAAUGUUAGAGUGGACUGGCAGAUGCAUGAUCGACCGUAUUGGAUGUGCUUCGUUCAUCUGGAGUUGUUGGAAGCUCCGCCAUUGGAGAACAGUUCCACGAUCAGCGUUGGAUCGCAGGUUAGAAUACGAAACACACAGCACUUUCGCUAUCGGCUGAAUACCGUUCCUCGGGGAAGUAUUGGGACUGUGAAUUCAAUCAACGGUAAUGAUGUUCAGGUUGAAUUUCCACAGCAGACAGUUUGGAACGGCCAUUUGAGUGAAUUGGAAUUGGUUUCGAGUUGUCUCCAUACUGGAGGAUCAGGUCAGGGCUGUAUCUUUGAUAUUAUAGACGAUUGGUCUCGCUGCAUCCGAUCGUUAACGGUUUCAUCUAACGAAACUUCGGCUAAGUAUCUGCUUGAUCGCAGUACCAAUUACUGGCAAAGUUCCUCCACCCAGGGAAAGCACUGGAUCCGACUGGAAAUUCAUGAUCAAGUUUUUAUUCAAACUCUGUCGAUCAUCGUCGAUCCAGAUGACUACUCGCAUAUGCCCUCAUUAGUUGUAAUCCGAGGGGGUGAUUCUGUUGCUACCCUAAAAGAACUUCAUUGGGUAUCGAUCAACCCAACCGAUGUGGUCGUCCCACUACUAAACGAUUGUAAGCAGUACUACGCUUGGAUUGAGAUUCUGGUCAAGCAAUGUCGCAACAACGGGAUCCAAUGCAAAGUUCAUGGAAUCAACAUCAUCGGGAAGCGGAAGCAAACCGAUCUGGAGAUGAUGCUACAGAAUGCCUCCUUUCUGGCAACGGAAAAUGACGCAACAGCAGAACCAAGUUACACCACUUCCUCCAACUACGCCGACGAGCAGUCAGCGAAUGAGAUCACUUCCAAAGUAUUGGUUUGGGGUCUCAACGACAAGGAACAGCUCGGAGGUUUGAAGGGGUCCAAAGUGAAACUACCUACUUAUUCAUCGGUUUUAAGCCAGUUGAAGCCGAUACAUAUUGCCGGUGGAUCCAAGUCCCUGUUUAUUGUGUCCCAAGAUGGAAAGCUGUACGCCUGUGGAGAGGGAACUAAUGGACGGCUAGGACUCGGUCAUAACAAUAACGUACCAACACCUCGUCCGGUUCCCAUCCUAAAUCAGUACGUCGUCAAGAAGGUGGCUGUUCAUUCCGGUGGAAAGCAUGCAAUGGCGUUAACACUAGAUGGAAAGGUGUUUUCUUGGGGUGAAGGUGAAGAUGGUAAACUGGGUCAUGGAAAUCGAAUGACCUUGGAAAAACCGAAACUUAUCGAAAGUUUACGAACCAAGCGAAUUCGGGAUAUUGCGUGUGGAUCAAGUCACAGUGCCGCGAUCACCAGUUCAGGGGAGCUAUAUACUUGGGGUUUGGGAGAAUACGGUCGAUUGGGUCAUGGCGAUAAUUGUACGCAGCUAAAGCCCAAACAUGUUACCGCUUUGCAAGGCCAUCGUGUAGUUCAGGUUGCCUGUGGUAGUCGUGAUGCGCAGACACUUUGUAUGACCGAAGAAGGAUUGGUGUUUUCGUGGGGAGACGGAGACUUUGGAAAACUAGGGCGUGGCGGAUCGGAAGGUUGUUCAGUACCGCAUCAGGUCGAACGUUUGAAUGGCGUUGGAGUGCUGCAGAUUGAAUGUGGUGCUCAAUUCAGCCUCGCUUUGACCAAGUCCGGGGAAGUGUGGACUUGGGGUAAAGGCGACUAUUACCGACUAGGUCACGGAACCGACCAGCAUGUAAGGAAGCCCACCCCAAUUCAAGGAUUACGCGGAAAGAAGGUUAUUCACGUCGCAGUUGGUGCUCUCCACUGCUUGGCAGUCACCGAUAAUGGUCAAGUGUUUGCUUGGGGAGACAACGAUCAUGGCCAGCAAGGAUCUGGUAAUACAGUCGUAAAUAAGAAACCAAACCUUGUUCUUGGAUUAGAUGGAGUCUUUGUGAAUCGGGUUGCCUGUGGUAGCUCCCAUUCAGUUGCUUGGAGUUUACCGCAGAAUCCAACUGAAAAGGAUAAAAAAGAACCGGUACCAUUCGCAGUUACCAAGGAUCCAUUGGGUAGCCACAGUCUAGGAAUAUACGCUUCCGACACAGAACCUACCACUCUUCAACCACAGGCUGGGGUACCUAAUACGAAACAGCAAAGACCAUCUCUGUCGGAAAGCGUACUCUCACUGGAAACGUACGGCGCAAGACAGGCCGCUCUUUCACAUAUAUUGAACGCGAUGAGUAUUCUGCACGCAAGAUCGUGUAUUAUUGCUGCCCUAACCGGCCACUCACAGCUGAACAUGCAGGAUAAGGGGGCCGAAGGAUAUACGGAAACGCGUCCGAUCACUCCGGUGUCCGAAAACGAUUUGUACGAAGCAAAGGUGGAUGGAGAAGUUACCAAGCAGCAAAACGAUGUCAUUGCCCAUGGAGGUGGGGAGGCACCGGCAGAUGUUUCCGGACUAACGUCUAAUGACAUCAACGACUGCGACAUUCCGAUUGUGUCUGGCAUGAACAACACCUUAAGCGCUUACCGUAGUCUCACUGGAUCUCUUUCGCUGUCAGCGUCAAUUUCAAGCUGUAACGCCACACAGAGGCACUCGAAAAUGUCGGCGAGUGCUAUGUCCGUUAUGGCUGCCACUAUGACCCAUCACGAUGAGAUAAUGAACGAAGUGCCCAUAGCCCAUGGUUUAGAUGAUUUCACCGUUUUGCUUGGAGAGUCUGAGGCAAAACAUUUGAUUGAAUUGCUGAAACUGAGUGUAAGUGGACGGACUGGACCAGCGAAAACUUCUGAAACCAUUGCGAGCACAUUAAUCGCGCUGGCCAGGAGUAAUACGACGAUAUCCAAUAUGCUCAUCGAGACAUGCAUCACAGAGCUGGAAGACCUGUGCACCUCUAGGCAUUCACUAGGGAAACUACCGAAACCGGUAGUUCAGGAAACGAGCCAUCCGUAUAUUGAUGACAUAACACUUGUUGGUCACGUCAAGAUUCCCGGAGCGGACUCGCUGCGCAUCGAGUUCGACAGCCAAUGCUCAACGGAGCGUCGAAACGAUCCACUGAUCAUCAUAGACGGUGCGGGGCGCGUUGUUGCCACCCGAUCCGGUCGUGAGUGGGCUCAAUGGGCUCCGGAGAUACGAAUUCCUGGCGAUGAAAUGCGCUGGAAAUUUACCAGUGACAACUCCGUCAAUGGAUGGGGAUGGCGUUUCUUUGUACAUGCUAUUAUGCCCGAAUCUUACUUGCAGGAGUUGGGUUCUGAUCGAACCGUACUUUCGCAACCGUCUAUUGCCAUGGUGAUGGCGUUGCUUGAUUCCACGCUUGUUCCUCAUGGAGGAAACACGCUGAUUCGCCUAGCGGCAGCUUUAUCUCAGUGUGCGCAGCUAAGCUCUCUCACGGUUGUUCAACGGAUCUGGUCCCUUAGAAAAAUGCACCAAUAUCUGACAGCGAAAGAUGCCCCACGCGUUCUCGAACCUGCCAUGGUCGAAAUCCUAAGCCCUCUGAUUCCAAUCAUUCUUCGACAGUAUGAAUAUGAAGAGCCACAGGUUCGGAGCGGCCUUCAUCUGAUGCAUUCGGAGUAUUUUAAGACGUUGGUUGCAUUGGCGUGUGACAUGCAACUGGAUUCGUUGUUACCUCAUGGAGACGCUCAUAAGUGGGCAUGGUUUCGUCGGUACUGUUCAGCGGUACGAGUAGCUCAGUCACUCAUUCGGAGAGUGACACUUCCACCUACUUUCACGUUGGAAGUGCGCAAAAAACUGAUAGAAAUUGCAUCCCCUGCAGCAAACCCCGUACUACAAACAACCGGCAACACCAGUCUUACAAGCAGUAACUGUUCCUUAAUACAACAUACAUCCAGUGCGUCAAGUCUUAGUCAACAUGGAUUCGAUCUGGUAGGAUCCCUACACGGAAGCGAGAUAGAAUCAAUUGAUACAUCCAAAUAUCUACACGAAGAUCACAACUAUUUCACUCCACAGUAUGACUCCCAGUUGUUGCAAUGGUUUAACCGGAGACCAGAGGAUUGGGCAUUUUCGUGGGGUGGGGCCAGUACGAUCUUCGGCUGGGGUCAUAAUCAUCGUGGUCAACUUGGUGGAUUGGAUGGGAGUCGCAUCAAAAUGCCGACGCCUUGUGAAGCAUUGAGUUUGUUGCGGCCUAUUCAGAUUGCCGGUGGAGAACAAACUUUGUAUGCUGUUACACCCGAUGGAAAGUUAUACGCUACUGGAUACGGAGCCGGAGGUCGAUUAGGAAUAGGAGGAACAGAUUCAGUAUCGACGCCUACGUUGGUGGAGUCUCUGCAGCAUGUUAUCAUCAAAAAGGUUGCUGUAAAUUCUGGAGGGAAACAUUGCUUGGCACUGUCGUCCGAUGGAGAGGUGUUUUCCUGGGGAGAAGGAGAAGAUGGCAAGCUGGGUCAUGGAAAUCGGGAUAGCUAUGAUCGACCGAAGUUAAUCGAAGCUCUCUCCGGGAUCGGAGUUGUGGAUAUUGCAUGUGGGAGCGCACAUUCAGCUUGUAUAACUUCACAAGGUCAUGUACUAACCUGGGGAAAGGGAAGAUAUGGUCGAUUGGGACACGGUGAUUCAGAAGAUCAAUUACAGCCAAAGUUGGUGGAAGCGUUGCUGGGAUACCGAGCCAUUGAUAUAGCUUGCGGAUCGGGCGAUGCGCAAACCUUAUGUAUUACGGAUGAUGAUAACGUAUGGAGUUGGGGUGAUGGGGAUUAUGGCAAGCUGGGUAGAGGCGGUUCAGAUGGAUGCAAGAUCCCUAUGAAAAUCGAGAGUUUGGCAGGGCUUGGUGUUGUUAAAGUGGAGUGCGGGUCACAAUUCUCCGUUGCCUUGACACGAUCGGGUAGCGUUUACACUUGGGGUAAAGGUGACUAUCACCGGUUGGGUCACGGAAACACCGAUCACGUGCGUCGUCCGAAGAAGGUAGCUGCCCUGCAAGGAAAGAAGAUCAUAUCCAUUGCAACGGGAUCGCUUCAUUGUGUUGCUUGUAGUGAUUCGGGAGAAGUUUUCACCUGGGGUGACAACGACGAGGGACAGCUUGGGGAUGGCACGGUCACAGCCAUUCAACGACCUCGGCUUGUCCAGUCUCUGCAAGGCAAACACAUCGUCAAGGUUAUUUGCGGUUCGGCUCACACGUUAGCAUUGUCGACAUAUCAACUUAGCGAAGCCGUCCGUCCUCCGCCCUCUCCACCGUUGGAAUAUGAUCUCGUUCGAGAUAUUGCUCCGGAAGUUCUUCACGCUCGGCUCGUACUACUCCAUCAUUUCUCCGAGCUUAUCUGCCCUUGCCUCUCGAUGCUCCCUAUUUCCGGUGAACUAUCUCUCGGUGCUUUGAAGGACAUACUGGUAUACUCGAUCAAGGAAGCUGGCUUCCGGAAGGUCAUACAAACAACAAUGGUGCGCGACAAACCGCACGGACCGGUUAUCGAGCUAAACCGAAUUCAGGUCAAACGGUCGAGGAUGCGAUCAGGUAACGGACUUGCCGGAGUUGAUGGAAUGAAAAGUGUGUUUGGUCAGAUGGUUCAGAAGUUGCCGUUGCUCACCCAGGAGGCUCUGUCAAUGCCACAUCGAGUGUGGAAGGUCAAAUUUGUUGGUGAGAGUGUAGAUGAUUGCGGCGGAGGGUUCAGUGAAUCCAUUGCGGAAAUGUGCGAUGAACUGCAAAACGGAAGCGUCCCGCUUUUGAUUCAGACGCCCAACGGACGUGGGGAAGCUGGUGCUAAUAGGGAUUGUUUCUUACUGGAUCCGACGUUGAAUUCAGUGCUGCACAUGAACAUGCUAAGAUUCCUCGGGGUGCUUAUGGGUAUUGCCGUUCGAACCGGAUCACCGUUAAGUUUGAACAGUUUGGCCGAACCUGUUUGGCGUCAACUUUGCGGAGAAACCUUACGCCCUUCUGAUUUGACCGAGGUCGACAGAGAUUACAUUACCGGAUUGUUGUACAUCAGAGACAUAGAAGAUGAUCCGAAGGCGUUUGCUUCCAUGGAGCUACCAUUCUCAACACCGUCGGCUAAGGGUCACGAGGUUCCUCUCUCCACUAGAUUCACUAAAAUCACCCCCGACAAUCGGAAGGAAUACGUCAAACUGGCACUGCACUAUCGCAUCCACGAAUUCGAUGAACAGGUCAAAGCCGUCCGGGACGGUAUGUCCAAGGUCAUUCCGGUGCCACUGCUCUCGCUAUUUUCCGCCGUCGAACUACAGGCCAUGGUGUGUGGGUCUCCGGACAUUCCACUCUGUCUGCUGAAAACCGUUGCCACGUACAAGGGUGUGGAAUCCACUGCUCCGCUGGUCGGUUGGUUCUGGGAGGUGAUGGAAGAGUUCACCAACCAGGAGCGUUCGCUAUUUCUACGGUUCGUUUGGGGACGAACGCGACUACCGCGUACCAUCGCCGAUUUCCGUGGGCGUGAUUUCGUGCUACAGGUGCUGGACAAGUACAACCCGCCGGAUCAUUUCCUGCCGGAGAGCUACACCUGCUUCUUUCUGCUGAAGAUGCCACGAUAUUCGUGCAAGGCUGUUCUGCAGGAGAAGCUCAAGUAUGCCAUCUAUUUCUGCAAAAGCAUCGACACGGAUGAGUAUGCCCGGGUAGCGAUGGGAGACCCAACAGAGGCUACUGGCAGCGAGGACAACAGCGAUAUCGAAUCGAUUGCUUAAAUAGACAGUGAAAUCGUGCCUCUGCCAGAGCUUAUACGACUGAUCACUAUACAAUCCAAUUACCAAAAAUAACUACAUUUAAAAGACACAAAUAGUAAUUUUCUAUAUUUCUGAUGAAAAAAAACUACUAUUGAACACGACGUCCUUGUAAGCUGCACUAUCAAGCGAUCACAGAGUUAUUUUUUCGAUGCAAUAAAAAGGUCGCUUAUGUGUGGACUGUUAGUUGUAAUCAUCAUCUAUUAUUUACAGCUAGUGACCAGCUUUCAAAAAUGUUUAAAUUGUGAGGUUUUUUAGACAGAAGCAUUAAAACUAUGAAUCUAGAGCUUUAUUUCACGCAGCUUUUGUAUGCACCAUAUAAAGACAGCACGGCAAUAUGGUAGGUAAAAUAUUGCACCGAAACAUGAUAAAUAGCAUCAUAAACCAUACGGAAGCAGUUUGAUUUGAUUGUCCAGCUAGCUGAUAAAUAACGAUGUCAAAUCACAGCGGCUAUGAAUAGAUUAAACACCUUUAGUGACACUGGUUCAUCAGUAGUGUCCCAAUUACGUUUGUUCGUUCACAAAAUACAUUGUUGAAGUAGCUGUUGAAAUCCACUACUAGUAUAAUAGCACAUAUAGAGAGCGUUAUUCCUAAACAAAAAUCAAGCCGGAAAAUGGCAACCGCAGAGAUAAAAUAUAAACCAUAAAAGAAAAAAAAUCAAACAUCCUACUUCUGUAGAAAAGUUGAAGAUAGUCACAUAAAUCGUACUGAUUAAAGCUACUAUAAACAUUGAUAAAUAAUUGCGAUAGAGGCAAGAAUGGUUGUUGCUUUUUGAAAAUCACAUUGAACAUCAGCCAGCAAGUCCCGCGCCAUCGGGACUGACGUCGACUGCCGACUGAGAACUAAUGGUUAAAUGGAAGCUUUCUAGUAAGCAGCAGAGUUAGUCUAUAAUGAUUCCUAGACCUGCUGUCCAUACGACAGCAGUAGUUGUGGUACACAUAUUGCAACAUUUUUUCGGCAAAAAAAAACUAAACUUAGUUUAUUUAUUUCGAAACAAAGUAAUACUGCUAAUUUAUUAAUUCAUUCUUUGCUUCACGCUAAUUUCAGUUAGACCAAUUUUUGGUAACAUAUCAUCAGUUUAGUGUAGCACAGCAACAACCACCAGUAGUGAAUAUGUACCCGUAGCUAGCUGCUAGGUAUAGUUAUGCGAAUCCGUCUACGCAUCAGUAUUGUUCUUUUUUGUUAGGGUGCAAGAUGGUACGAAAUCGACGCGAACACCAUUUCAUUGUAAACUUUCAACAAUGCGUAAUAACGUUGAUUUUGAAAGUUUGAGACCAAACCGCAAUCGCACUCCAUCUACCAGAUCGAAACUAUAUCUAAUUAGCGUAUUUAUUACUCUACUGAAAGAAUUUAUAAUUUGCGUGCGUGAGCCUUGUGUAUCAUAAUAAUCUAUAUGUUUUCUUUUUAUAAUUCUGUGAUGCCUUUUUACGUUACGAAGUGAACACACGAAAC
Messenger RNA from Topomyia yanbarensis, 15212 nucleotides. Its product is annotated as probable E3 ubiquitin-protein ligase HERC2. The coding region runs from base 96 to 13724 and encodes 4542 amino acids. The record is from RefSeq and is a predicted model, not a curated record. Gene Ontology annotation, biological process: protein ubiquitination. NCBI's taxonomy places the organism in Eukaryota, Metazoa, Arthropoda, Insecta, Diptera, Culicidae. Gene Ontology annotation, molecular function: metal ion binding; ubiquitin-protein transferase activity; protein binding. The transcript has 15 exons.